AUGGGCAGCACAAAACUCAAGGAAGACUUAAAGAAUUGUUUAAUAAGUUUCGAUCGAAAAGUUCUUAUCACUCAACUCUUGGAUGACUACAAAUUGGCCCACAAGGAAGUGGACAAAAUUGUCGCGGAUUUUGUGAAAGAACAAGAAACCAAACAGAAACUGAAAUUUGAAAAACACUAUGUGGUACAUGGAGAACAACAAAAGGAAGAUAAGCAAAUAAAGGAAAUCUAUAAAAUUGUCGAGGAGGCCAAACUCAAGGAAUGGCUAAAGAAAUUGAAAAAUUCCCAAUCUCUUCUAUAUGCCGUGGAGGUGGCUGGUGGUGCCAAACCUCCCGCAGCCAUUUUCAAACCCAUGAGCAUUGAGGAGAAUGUUAAGCUAAAACAAAGGGCUGGUACCAAGGCAAUUGCCAAUGGCACUUCCACCUCAGAUAGUGCUAAACCAUCCACCGUAAAACCCCCCGAAAAGAAGGAAAUAAAAACCGAACCAAAGAAAAUCUCUAACGGCGAGGCAUCCAACAGCAAACAGUCCUCGUCGGAUACCCAGAAAAAAUCCACGCAAAAAACUCCCACAAAAACGUCACCAGAAACUAAAAAAUCUCCCGCUGCUGCAAAGGCAACCACCAACAAAAAGGCCGGAGGUAUUAAUAGUUUCUUUGCAGCAUCCGCCAAGAAAACAGAGGACACCAAAGAAACCAAACCUGCAACGGGAGUGGUUAAACCUCCUACACCCAAGAAAAUGCAAGACUUUUUCAAAAAACAAACUGAAAAACCAACCGAAAAACCCAAACCCAAAGCCUCGGAGGCAAUUAAGAAACCAACAACAAAUACAUCCAUACAACUCUUUGAUGAUGAUGAGGACGAGGAAGAUAAAGCUGAAUCAUCAGAUGAAGAAGAAAAAUUGGAAGCCCUGAAAAGGGAUAUUAUUUCCUCUGAUGUUGAAAUGGAUGCCGAUGAGGAUGAAGCCUCAUCGAAACCCACCACCUCCAAACGUCGUCGCAUUAUUGAUUCCGAUGAUGAUGAGGCAGAUGAACAACCUGUUGUGAAACAAGAAAAACUUGAUGAAUCUAAGCAGAAUAACGAUGAUGAGGAGGAUGAAGCAAAUGUUUCCAAAUCGGAAACCUAUUUAGAUGAGGAUGGUUUUGUCAUAACCAAAAAACCAAAACAAAAGGCCCAAACGACGGCUAAAAAGAAAUCACCCGCCUCGGCAUCUGUUAAAGCCUCACCAGCCAAGAAAUCCUCACCUUCGGAAACAAAGAAGACGUCACCAAAAUCCACAAAGGCCGCAGCAGCCGCUGCUACCAAGGGAAAACAAUCGAAUAUUAUGAGUUUCUUUGGAAAGAAGUAG
This is a messenger RNA of Musca vetustissima, 1344 nucleotides long. RefSeq names its product DNA polymerase delta subunit 3-like. The coding region runs from base 1 to 1344 and encodes 447 amino acids. The record is from RefSeq and is a predicted model, not a curated record. Gene Ontology annotation, cellular component: nucleus; delta DNA polymerase complex. NCBI's taxonomy places the organism in Eukaryota, Metazoa, Arthropoda, Insecta, Diptera, Muscidae. Gene Ontology annotation, molecular function: DNA-directed DNA polymerase activity. The transcript is spliced from 2 exons. Gene Ontology annotation, biological process: DNA replication; DNA strand elongation involved in DNA replication; DNA synthesis involved in UV-damage excision repair.